Messenger RNA from Styela clava, 3512 nucleotides. The record is from RefSeq and is a predicted model, not a curated record. Lineage: Eukaryota; Metazoa; Chordata; Ascidiacea; Stolidobranchia; Styelidae.
ACUAUUCUUCCAACCUUGGAUGCUUUUAUUAGCAAAGAACACAACGAAAAAUUUUCUGAAAGUGAUUCUUCAACGAAAAUUAUUGCGAAAAACUACAAAAACAAAAGUUCGAACAGAAACUACAGAAAAGUAAAAAACUCAACGAGAAAACCAAUUUUAUUCAAAAGACUGAUUAACAUGAAUAGAAAACUAAAAAUGAUAAAAUAUUUCGGUCAUUAUGAGCACAGAAUCAUAUUUUUGGGAUUUUUAGUUUGCAUUGGAUUGUACUCAGCAAAGAUUGGAGCAUCUUCGAUUGGACACAUACAUCCGGACUUUAGUAUACUAAAAAACGUCCUAGAAGCCAGCCAAACCUCUGAUUGCAAGAAAAACUUCAACCCGGAAGCCAUUGAAAGGUCACGUCGUAUACGAAGAGAAAUUGCUUCCUCAGAACCGAAGUCAGACGCUCCACUAGGUAUGCCAUCAUGUCUAGAUCAGACGGACCCAACGUAUUAUGUGUCAAAGUAUCACAGAAAAGUCUGCAAAGCAACAGUGACACUCGUCUACCAAGUAUUUUUCGAAAGAAACGCAACCGAAUCCGAGUUCAAAGAUUGGUUCGAAAAAUGCGUAUCAAGGGAAGUGAACGAAGCUUACUUGCUCUGGAAAUUCGCUGAAGACGAAGAACAUAUUGAAAUGCUAAAAAAGAAAAAACGACAGAAAAUGGAGAAAGAAGUCGAAGAAAGCAUGAAGACUGAGGCGAUUGAAGAGAAUCCGCAGAAUGAAACAGAACCAAUUAAGAAUUCAGAGGAAGACCCUCUGGCCGUUCCGAUGAAAAUGCGAUUGCCGGAAGAGGAAUACUCUGAAGAACUGAACGAUCCGGAAAGUGAGGAAUUCAAGAAGAAAUCGGAUGAAUAUGGCGAAGCGCUUGCAGAUGCUUUGAAAGACGAUGUACCUGGAUUAACAGGAGUGAAAGUCUUGGGAUUCUCAAACGGAAGUUUGGUCGUGUACUAUGAAUUGAUCUUUGAAGACGGAGUAAAGAACGUUUCCAUGCUGUACGAAGGAGAUGGAACAGAUCCGCCCAAACCCGGCGAACCUUUUGAUCAAGAGAAAUUUGCAAAGAAUGUCAAAACCAAAGUAAAAGAAGUGAUAAAGGAAGCAAUAUCAAACCCAGAAAAACGAGACGGUAAAUCAGAUAACCCGAUACUGACCAAGACAAACGUUGACCUGGAUUCGUUGGACACGAUUUCUGACGAUGUUGUUCACGACUUAGUCAAACUGAAUCCCGAUGCGCCGAUUGUCAAAGUUGAUCCGAUAACACAACAAGAUGAAGGCAAUGGGGAUGGAUCUGGUUCUGGUAGGGGGAAAAAUAAAGACGAACAACCUUCAACAAAUGAGAAGUCCGAAGUCGAAAACCCCGAUGAAGGGGAAGACAAGGAUGAGGAGCCAGCCAACACGGAAUCUUCAACAACAACAACAUCUGCAACAACCAUAACCACAACAACUCUCGAUAAUGAAGCAUUUGUCACAGAACCGAGUCUGAAAAAUGAUGUAACUACAGAUCCAACCGAUGAAUCUCCAAAUCCUAAUUCUCAUCUUGACUCCCCUGAAUAUCUAGACUCGUUGGAUGACAACGGAGAAAAUCACUAUGACAACGAUGAUGACGACGAAGUCAAUAAUAAUGACGUCACAACCAUUUCUGCAACAACAACUAGCGUUACGACGACCGUUCCUACAACGACCGCACCAACUGAAAGUGACGUCACAAAUAACUAUGAAGACGUAACUCAAGAUGACGUCAUUAAUGACGUAACCAGGAUCAAUACAGUCGAUCAAACAAUCAACGAUACAUAUGCUCAAGUUACAACUCCGUCUAUUAAUGUUGAAAAUUCAGCAACGCCAGAAUCGCUGAAAAAUGGAACUACUGAAACGCCAGAAAAGACGGAAAGUGAAAGAAUAGCAGCGGAAGAAGGAAACCCACUGCCUGGAACAAAUAUUAAUGAUCUGAGUCAGACAGUUUUUAUGAAAUUACGAGUCACGAAUAUGAACUACACAAAGAAUCUGACGGAUAGACAAAGCGAAGAGUUUAAGAUAUUGGAAACGAAAUUUACGCAGCUUUUAAGGCCACUUCUUCAAUCAAUGGAUGGAUUUGUUGGGAUGGAGGUCGUAGGAUUCAGUUACGGGUCACUGGUUGUGAACAAUGAAUUACAUUUCAAAGAACACGCCCCUGAAAAUGUCAAGGAAGACGUAAGAAAACGAAUCGAAGCAGCCGAAGGAUAUUUCAAAUACGCCCAUCUGGCGGUGGAUACAAAUGCAUUGGAAAUUCUGAAACCUAAUGAAGCCAACCUUUGUGAAUUCGUCCAAUGUCAACUCUACUCAGAUUGCGUCGUUCGGACAAGUUUCAAAACUGAAUGUGUUUGUAGGCCGGGAUAUAUAUCCGUUGAUCCGCGAAACUGUGUGUCUUUGUGUGACCUCGAACCAGGAUAUUGCAGAAACGGCGGGAAAUGCCACAUAGUCCCGGGUAGAGGAGCCGUUUGCAGAUGUCAGGUCCAAUAUAACUGGGCGUAUAGUGGAGAAAGAUGCGAAGACUUGUUGCCAAAAUCUGUCUUGCUGGUCAGUGUGUCAACUGGAGUAGCUUGUGUAAUGUUCAUGCUCUUGCUGGCUGGUUCGUUCUAUUUCUUCUAUCGGCGAAGACGAAAUAGGAAAGCGGAUAAGCUUGCAAUGGAGGCCGAAGACAAGGAUUUUAUGAGGGCUGCUCAAGUAAUGUCCGGCCACAAGAGAUCGGGAGGACCAGAGAGACUGCAAAGAGUGAAUCCUAUGUUCGUUCAAGAAGGCAGUCCAACGUCUGAUUUCAAACAAAUAUCUACAAGUACGGGUCACACCCCAAGCACAUCAACGUCAUCGCUCGGUCACAGGUCAGAUGGAUCAACCUCAACUUCCAGUUUCUUUGUGAGAGAACAGCUUGGACACAAUGGGCCGAUCCCUGGCGAUAUGGACACACCAGAGAGACGAAUGCUUAACUUACAAGUUGGGCAAUACCCGAAUCACAGGCAGACAUGGUGCCGAGAGGAUGACGAUAAAAAUAAGAAAUCGAAGAAAGACAAACGGGUAGAAAGAAUGAAGACACCGCUCCGACGUUGAAGAAAAAUUAGACUUUUGUUUUCGCGUUUUUCAAUACUUGCCUGGACAAGCCAGUUAAUAUAGUUGACUAAUGAUUGUGAUGUCUCUGGACCUGUUGAAAAUAAGACUGUUCUUGUCAAUUUUUUCGAAGCGUUUCUACCCCCUCAGUGACUUACUAAAAGCUGUUCGAAAGUUCAUCUUUGAUAGAUUUCAAUUUAUUGUUACAAAAUUUUAACAAUUUAAAGCACGAUGGUACUGGGCCUUAAAUAUUUCAGUUCUUAGUCAGGCAUGUGUACGCGAAGAGCCUUCGUUUGAGCAAAAGCGGAAACAAUUUAUAAAUCGAGUCAUUGUAUAUAUUUAUAUCCAAAAUUUAACAUACAUUUUCUUGUACAAAAAAGUGGGUGUUUGUGCCUUUUUAU